Molecule: messenger RNA, 2089 nt
Organism: Frieseomelitta varia
Lineage: Eukaryota; Metazoa; Arthropoda; Insecta; Hymenoptera; Apidae
Gene: Fbxo42
Product: F-box only protein 42-like
Exons: 7
Coding region: 11-1591 (526 amino acids)
Molecular function (GO): protein binding
Source: RefSeq, a predicted model, not a curated record
AUUUAACAACAUGGAGUGUAAUAUCGAUGAUUUACCAGACGUUGUAUUAGAAUAUAUUUUAAGUCUAAUUCCACCAUAUAAGACUCUUCAAGAAUGUAAACUUGUAUCUAAAAGAUGGUUCCGUGCCACCAAAAAUGUAAUACAACAUAAUAAAACACAUUUUCACAAAUCUGUGGCUUGCGGAUCGUUGCUUUGGCGUUCAUGGCCUUCUAAACACUGGAUGCCUACAAUUGCAAAGAGGCAUUCACAUUCUGCUUGUACAUAUGAAAAUUCUAUGUAUGUCUUUGGUGGGUGUACUGCUACAUGCACAACAUUCAAUGAUUUGUGGAGAUUGGACUUAGAUACAAGAAAAUGGGUCAGAUUAAUUACUAUGGGGGCUUAUCCGUCACCUAAAGCUUGUGCCACCAUGUUGUAUUAUAAAAAAAGUUUCAUUUUAUUUGGUGGAUGGUCUCAUCCAGCGCUAUAUUCUGUGCACCAGCAAUCAAGAUUAUUCAAUGAAUUGCAUGUGUAUUCUAUAGAAUCCAAUAAAUGGAUUGCCAUAAACACUUUGGAAACACCUCCACCAACUUCAGCACAUUCUGCAUCAAUCCACAAAAACUAUAUGAUUGUUUUUGGCGGCAUAUGCAAUGGAUAUAGAUCCAAUGACGUAUGGUGUUUAAAUUUGGAUUCCUAUAGUUGGCAUAAGCAAGCUACUUCAAAUGUGAAGCCACAACCACGUUAUGGUCAGUCUCAAAUAGAACUUGGAGAUAAGCAUCUUCUUAUUUUAGGAGGUUGCACUGGACCUAAUGUUGCUAUGAAUGAUGCUUGGUUAUUAAAAAUGGAAGGUAUAGCAUGGACAUGGAAAAAAGUAAAUAUGCACAAUACUGAAUGGGCUCCAACACGUAUUUGGUGCCAUCAAGCUUGUAAGGUAGGAAAUUACGUCAUUGUUCUUAGUGUAAAUAAAUGUCAAAAUAAGCCGAACGAUAUGAGUAUCUCGCUCAAGAAAGUCACUUGCCCAGCAGCGCCUUCAUCAAGAACAAAUAAUUCAUCUCCGUUACAUGCAAGGCAAGGGAAUGUAUCUCAUAUUGAUAGAGACGUAAAUAUUAAUGGACGUCAUGGAUCUUUUUCAGAAAUAUCCAUACCAAAUCCACGUCCUUCGCAUCAUCCACCUAAUUUUACAAAAAAUCUAACAUUAUGUUAUGAUAAUAUGUUAAGUAUGACUGCUUUUCGUAAUGAACCAGUGCGUUACGACAUUAAUAGUCAUCGACAACGGCAAUUAGAAUCUCUACGUAGAAUGGAAGAAAGCAUUAGAAAUCGAAGAACACAAUCAAAAUCUGCAAAAAAAAAGAGAAACACAUUGUCCAUAUUUGUGUUGGACAUUACGAAUGUUUUAUGUGAUGAAUGUAGCGCAUCGUGGAUUCCUUUAAAACAUAAUGACCAGUCAGGUCCUAACGAAAGAAUUCUUUAUUCACUCGUAGCUGGUCGUGGUGAAUUAAUAGUAUUUGGAGGUAUUGGUAAAGAACAAGCGUCUAUACAAAGUCAUUCUGAUAUGGAUGAACCUGAAGUCUACAAUGAUCUCUAUUUUAUAAAUCCACCAAGAUAUGUUAUUUAAUAUCUUAUAGUAAUAAAUAAUAUACUUUUAUGUUCGAUGAAAGAUAGUUUAAUUUUGUUAGUUUUAGCUUUAAUCUUCUCAUAAAUUAUUACUUACUAAAAAUUCGUUUAAAUGAUAUAAUUAAAAAACUAGUAAGCUCGUAAAUAGCUCUAAAACAUUGGUUUGAAAAGUGAAUUUUUUUGCUGAAAGCACCAAUUGUUAGUUGUACUAAUAAUGUAUAUCAGUUAUAAAUCUUAUAUUUUAUUAUGAAUUUUAUUAUUUACAUAUUUUUCGAGCAUUGUAAUUUAUGUAUUCCUUAAUCAUCUUCACCGUCAGCUGUUUUUAAACUACCAAACACUUGUGAUGGAAUAGUUUGUUUUUCAAUAGGUAUAUCUGAAAGUAACACGAAUAAGAAGGUAUAUAAAAUACGUGUCAUCAUUAAAAUUGUCCAAAACAAUUUAUAAACACAUUAUAAAUACAUUACACGCAAUGAAGUGUAAUAAAAAUUUUGGUGUGUUA